Messenger RNA from Gavia stellata (red-throated loon), 4016 nucleotides. It is a transcript of the gene GABPA, whose product is annotated as GA binding protein transcription factor subunit alpha. The record is from RefSeq and is a predicted model, not a curated record. The coding region runs from base 62 to 1429 and encodes 455 amino acids. Gene Ontology annotation, cellular component: nucleus. Gene Ontology annotation, biological process: cell differentiation; regulation of transcription by RNA polymerase II. Gene Ontology annotation, molecular function: sequence-specific DNA binding; DNA-binding transcription factor activity, RNA polymerase II-specific. Lineage: Eukaryota; Metazoa; Chordata; Aves; Gaviiformes; Gaviidae. The transcript has 10 exons.
CUCCGCUCGGGGCCGGGGCGGCGGACGGCGGCGGCGGGUCUGUUCUUAAGACAUUUUAGCCAUGACUAAGAGAGAGGCAGAGGAGCUGAUAGAAAUAGAAAUUGAUGGAACUGAGAAACAGGAAUGCACUGAAGAAAGCAUCGUUGAGCAAACCUACACCACAGCAGAAUUUGUGAGUCAAGCUAUUGACAUCAAUGAACCAAUUGGAAAUCUUAAGAAGUUGCUGGAACCUAGACUGCAGUGUUCCUUGGAUGCACAUGAAAUUUGCCUGCAAGAUAUCCAGCUGGACCCAGAUCGAAGCCUUUUUGAUCAAGGAGUAAAAACAGAUGGAACAGUGCAACUCAGUGUGCAAGUAAUAUCUAGGCAAGGGAUAGAGCCCAAGUUAAACAUCCUUGAAAUUGUGAAGCCUGUGGAGACUGUGGAGGUAGUGAUUGAUCCAGAUGCUCAUCAUGCAGAGGCUGAAGCUCACCUUGUUGAGGAAGCUCAAGUGAUAACCUUGGAUGGAACAAAACAUAUUACAACAAUUUCAGAUGAGACCUCUGAACAGGUGACACGAUGGGCUGCAGCAUUGGAAGGCUACCGAAAGGAGCAGGAGCGCCUUGGAAUACCUUAUGAUCCAGUGCAGUGGUCAACAGACCAGGUGCUCCACUGGGUGGUGUGGGUGAUGAAGGAGUUCAGCAUGACUGACAUUGACCUCAGUGCGCUUAGCAUUCCCGGGCGGGAGCUCUGCAGCCUCAGUCAAGAAGACUUCUUCCAGCGUGUCCCGAGGGGAGAAAUCCUCUGGAGCCAUUUGGAGCUUCUUCGAAAGUAUGUGUUGGCUAGCCAAGAACACUCUGGAGAAAUAGCAACUGUUACUAUUGAUCAGCCUGUGCAGAUUAUUCCAGCAUCUGUACAGCCUGCUACCCCAACCACCAUUAAAGUAAUAAACAGCAGUGCAAAGGCAGCUAAAGUACAGAGAGCUCCAAGGAUCUCUGGGGAAGAUAGAAGUUCCCCUGGGAACAGAACAGGAAACAAUGGCCAAAUCCAGUUGUGGCAGUUUUUAUUAGAACUUCUCACUGACAAAGAUGCUCGGGACUGUAUUUCUUGGGUUGGUGAUGAAGGAGAGUUUAAAUUGAAUCAACCUGAAUUGGUUGCGCAAAAAUGGGGACAGCGCAAAAACAAACCCACGAUGAACUAUGAGAAGCUUAGUCGGGCUUUGAGGUAUUACUAUGAUGGAGACAUGAUCUGCAAAGUGCAAGGCAAGAGGUUUGUGUACAAAUUUGUCUGCGACUUGAAAACUCUCAUUGGAUACAGUGCAGCAGAGUUGAAUCGGUUGGUCACAGAAUGUGAGCAGAAGAAACUAGCCAAGAUGCAGCUCCACGGCAUUGCACAGCCGGUUACAGCAGUGGCGCUGGCGACAGCAUCCCUGCAAACAGAGAAAGAUAAUUAAGCACUAGUACCUGGAAGUGGGAGCCUGAGGCCUUUCAUAUAUAACCAGAGCAGUUACUGCUCUUACCUUUAUCAGAAUUGGAAACUUCGUUUGUUUCUUGACAGUACAAUAUAGUGCAUGAUUUUCUACAAAGAACUGAGACUUGCAUAAAUUUGGAUCUUUUAACAGCAUAUAUUUCAGUAUAAGUUAAGGGAUCACCACAACUUCUGCAACUUUGAGUCAGGGCCUCUACGGUAUGCAAUCUGAAAUUGGUGAGAAAGGCAGAACUGGUCAGCAUUCUGUGUCCACAGCUGUACAAAGUAAUUUUUGCAGUGCUUUUAACAAAAAUGAAGUACCUACAGCAAGCAGGCUGAUCAGUUGUCUGAACUCAGUCCUUUCCAGUCUUGUCUUCUCUGCUGAACUACCAAAUGGCAUUUGAUGCUUUCAAAGUUAAAUAUGUUCAUUAUUCUCAUUUAAUCAAGCAGAGCUGAAAGACACAUUAAAUGCUACAAAGCAUCAGGUUCUUAAAAUAGCUUCUGUGUUUAUAAGCAAAGGAAACUAAGAUUAGACUGAACUGAAGAUCAGUGCUGAAGAAGGAGAUCCAGGUUUAGAUCUGGCUUAGGUGAAAAGCCAAUUAUGAGUAUUUCAUUGUAAUAUGUAGAUAAUAUGCAUAUAUGAGGGCAAGUACUUACCUCUUUUGAAAGACACUGUUAAUGCUAGCCACUUAGCAAAAAGCGAAGACAAACUCCUUCCCCCACUACCACCCCCCAUCAGGUGAUUUGAAAACUUGAAAAAAUAGCCCUCACCCAAAGAGUGGUUUGUUUUGGUGGGGGGGGUUUAAUGCUCUGUUCUGCAAGGUGCGUAUACCUGCAUGGUAGUCAACCUUAGUAACUGAAGACUUAAGUUAAUCACAGUCAGUAGUCCCUGUUUAGAAACAAAAUGCAAGUUGAAAAUAGUUUUACAGAGAAUUGAAGUUUGAUUUCCAAAUUAUUGUACAGUCUGACAUAUAUUAAAAUACAAAGAUGUGCAAUUUUUAUUUAAAAUUAAUUUCUUUCUGAACUUCAAGUAAUGUUUUUGAAGCUUCGUAAGCCAAAUGCAUGCUCCAGAGCUGGGUGCGAUUUGAAGUUUGGAUGAUGACUAGAAAUACUUGGAAUGUAUCCUGAAUUCUCAGCUGCAGAGAAUACUUCAUGCAAACUUAUACAUGCAGUAAAAAGUAGGCUGCAACUUCUGAGCUUCUAUACUGAUGCCUAUUAGACUAUUUCCUUUGAUGGCUGAAAAUGGUGCAGUUUUGGUUUUGCUAUUGCCCCUUCACGUUAUUAAACAGUAUAUUAUGUCACCAUGCGUAUUUUCCAACUUUUUAUAAGUGAAAACCUCUCUGGUAACACUUAACAACUAAAAUGCAAAUAGAUAAGGGAAACCCUUUAAUUCUGUGAGGGAUCGAGCUACCCUUAAACCUUAAAUCAAAAGUGCUUGUCCAGUGAGGUUCUAAGUGUAAAAUGUGUUUAUACUGAGUAGCGAGAGCACUGAACUGUUGCUCUUGAUCUGAAGAGGAAUGGUCAUACUUGCAGGCAGAGGGCAAAGAACAAAUACGGCUCAUGUUUAUUUUAAAGAUGUGUUGAGGACAAAGCUUUUUGUUUAUAGGUUGAUGUUCAUCUGCAGAUAGUUUUUGCUUAACUAGAUAUCUUGCAUGUAGUUCUAGCCGACUUUUUUCAUCAUCACCACAAUUACAAACCUUUUUUGCCAGAUUCUUUCAGUAACUCUUAAUGUUAUUUUCAUUCUUGAGCGCUUAAUGCACUCCAUCUACUGAGCAUGCUGGUUUUAUUUUGUUUCGAAAAAACUCUGAAGCCCUGAGCAAAAUGUGUAAAUGCACCUGUCACAAGAGGUCAACCAUCAAUCCCUUUAUUACUGUUACAGUAGGCUGAUUCCACCAGUUGGCAAGUGUUGGAGGUGACUCAUACAAAUAGAUGCAGGUUUGCUUACUAAGAAUAAGAUGAAGCUGAUAGUUUGGUGGCAGCAGCUAUGUAUGUAACGCCGCUCCAUUACUAAACAGAAGUCCAAUGCAAGUCACAAGUUAUAUUUAGUAGAGUUCAUGAGAGGCCUUUUUAGUUAAAAUACAGUACAAAAAGAAGAGAAGCUUAAAAUAUCAGCUUUCUAGAUCAAACUGGACUGUGGGAGGAUAAACUAACAGCAAAACUGAAAUGUAGUGUCAAUGCUUUAUCCCUGUGAAUGUUGUUGUUACAUAAGCCCUCUAGGGGAAACUUCCAAAAUCACACUGUUCUUGUAAAUAGAUCUGAUUAUUAUUUUGCAGCUUUUCAGUAGGUAUGGUAGUCCUUUGGGUUCUUUGUUGUGGGAUCAUCUGCUUUUCCACCAUGUUCUAAUUCAUAAAAAAGGAAUCUUUCAAACAGUAUAAAAUCACUGUCACAUUCUCUGUAGUUGAGGGAGAAAUCUGUGACUAACUUGAUGUCUUCAAUAAAAUAAAAGUUGUAGAAUAUAUUGUCAAAGGUUGUUCUGUUGCUGCCAGAAGGAAAACAUAGAAAGAAUUUCCCAAUUUUUUGUAAAACGGAAGGUUUUUUGCAUACUUUUUACUCUUUAAAUAAAGACACUUAUA